AUGCAGCGCCUGCGGAACUUGGCGCACGAGGCGCUGACGUGGUCACAUCUCGGGGAGAAGCAGCGGCUGGUGUGGGCGGCUGCGCUGGAGCUGGAAGCCGUGCCCUUUCAGGAGCUGUUGGGCGAUUCGCAUGAUGGUAGGCUAGGCAAGAGUGGCGCGAGCCUGGACUUGCUGACUUUGGAUGGUUCUCAUGCUGUCCGAUGCUGGAACGCAUCGGUUUCCUUCAAGGAAGCGAGGCGCUUCCUGCGCAUGGCACGGUGGGUCUACAAGGCCAUUGAGAUUGCACUGAAGGGGCGUGCUCCAAGAUGCACAGUGGUGACCAGCAGUCGCCGGUUGCCCAAGAAGGUGAAAGCCUGGCUGCAGAACUCCGACGCUGAGCAUUGGGUCAUCACAAACCGUACCAUGAAGAGGCUGAGAUCGGGAAGGAAAAACUGCAGACUCGAAUGCGGAUCAGUUUUGAACAAUUUGCUGAGUGCAGAUGGUUUCUCCUGGAUGGAAAGCUGGGUGACACGCAGGUCUAGGUUGAGCGGUAGCCUUUCAAUCUAUCCACGCAUUCUCCAAAGCACCGGCGUCAGGUUGAGUGCUGCAGCUCCUUCUCCCGUUGCUGAAAAUGGCAUGCAGCCGCCCUUGAGACAAUGUCAGCGCGACUGCCUGGACGCUUGCGCCAAGGGUGCUCGAAUCAUCGAGAUGGCCUGCGGCACUGGGAAGACCCGGGUGAUCCAGGAGUUGGCGUCGGAUGUGUCAGGAAGGGUUUUGGUCACGGUGCCUCUACGAGCCUUGCUGGACCAGUUUGCUUCAGACUUCCGCGGCUUCUGCAAAGUGGGCACUGGCCACAACAAGAAGAUCGACUUCAAUGCCAAAGGUUUCAUUGCUGUCACGGAUUCGGUCCACUUGCUGAAGAAGUUGAAGUUUCACUCCAUUUUUGUGGACGAGGGGCAUCAUCCGUUGCCGUCCAAAAUGCCACGGUCGACCGAGUUGUAUCGGUUGUCAGCCACUCACAAGGACGAGCCGGAUUUCCGAUACACCAUGGGACAGGCGAUCGAAGAUGGGGUCUUGUGCGAUUACGAUAUCACAGUGCCUGCCUUGACUGCUCACCACGCAUACGUGUGUUUGGCAGAUUUGCUUCUGAAACAAGUUGGGAGGUUCAGGCGAGUGCUCGCGUAUUGCAACUCUGUUGCUGAAGCGAAACGCUUCCGGAUGGUGUUGAGGGAGCUGGGGCUGGCAGCAUGGCAUAUCAAUGCCAGGACACAUUUAAAGAAACGAGAAACUGUGAUUGACGAGUUUGCCGGGCCCCUGCAGAAACCAGUUCACGUGCUGGUCACUGUUGAAGUUUUGGGAGAAGGGAUCAACAUUCCCAAUGCGGACACCUGCAUGUUUGUGGAACCCCGAAAUAGCUACAGGAGCAUCAUUCAAGCUAUUGGGCGUGUGCUGCGCCAUCACCCUGCCAAGACUCUGGCACACAUCGUCCUGCCAGCUGUGGCAAUCCCAAGCUCAAGAUCUGCGUCCAUACCACAGACUGGUUCCAGGAAUAAAGAGAUCAAAGGUGAGGAGCAACCAAAUGCGAGGGAGGCCGAGACUCUUCAAAUCCCCAACCCUCAAAUGCACAGCCCGAAUCUGCGGAAAAACGGCGGUGAGCUGCCACCUGCAACUAUGCAGGUUGAACCACGCCGGCAGAUCCGGCAGGCAAGAACCCCACAAACAUCUGGUAUUGGUAAGGAGCAGAUGGCUUCCACCCCUAAGUCACCAGCUGCCAUCAGCAUCGCUGGCACGCGUGCUGCAGUGAAAAGGAAGGCGUCCGCAGUUCAUCCAGCACCUCCCACGAAUGGUCAGCGAAGAGAUGAAGUAUGCAGUGAACCAGACUGGGAAUUUGAAGCAAAGGGGCUGGAGCGAAAGCCUCGUCACUGCGGCAACGAACCUGAGCGGCAAGUCGGCCCAACAGCUCUAGUUGAUCGUCAGCAGCACAGUAAGCAGCAAGAAGAGUUGCACAAGACUGGUGGAUCUAUAGGACGCUUGCAUGGGCACCAGUCGAUCCAGACACUUGAAAAACAACUUCAAAAUCAAUACUUGGAACGAUCCAAAGCCAGCACUUCUGAUCCAACUUUGCCUGACAGGCCUGCCACAGUCAAAUGUUUGUUGAGUUUUGAUCAAGAACGAACACUUGUGAGGAAAGGGGAUGCGGUUCUUUCGAGGUCCCACCAACGAUUCAAAUUGAAAGCAUCUGGCGAUCAGCAGUUCAGUAGCCAACUGGAACGCUUUCUGGCCACGCUGAUGAUCGCAGAUCAUCGCCUCGUUGGUGCAACGGCAGGGCACAGAAUCCAGGUAGCAGACUGCACGCUGGAGGAUGCUGGUGCAAGCAUGACGGAAGGGUGGGCGGCAGAGAUCUACAGUUGGCUCUCUGCUGUUCUAUCUCGUGAGGACCACUGGGAGACUCGCUUGAAGGAAGUGGAGAUUUGCAAACAGAAAUGGGAGGCUCCCAAUUCGCCACUCCGCGUGCUGAAGGGUGGCAAACUGGCGACCCUGAUGGGCGUUUCAGUGAGAGAUGCCAGGAGGGUCUUAGCAGCAUAUUUGCCGGAUGAGAUGACCCAGCCGCCGGUUGGAGGCGGAGACAUCAGUCGGAUGCCGGAGCCUGAGCAACGUGCAGAGGUGGAGAUGGCUGGGUGGAUUUGGCAAGUCGGUCUGCUUCAUGUCUUUUCCCUGCUGAGUCAAGCGUUUUCAUUUAUCAAUCCGCCAAGAUUUGCUGGAAGGAUGCAGCUGAGACAGCUGGGAGCUUGGACGAUGGGCGUGGGAGCCACGCCAAAGCAUGUGGCCGGCCUUGACGACCGCGACGCGGCCUUCAUGCAGCGCCUGAGGAACUUGGCGCACGAAGCGUUGAGCUGGCCACAUCUGGGGGAGAGGCAACGGCUGGUCUGGGCUGCCGCGCUGGAGCUGAAUGCCGUGCCCAUGCAGGAGCUGUUAGAUCAGCUAUGGUGUCGUGAUGAGGACAUGCAGGUGGAAGACAAAACUAUGAGCCUAACCUUGCUGAGCUUGGACGGUUCGCAUGCCGUUGGCUGCUGGAACGCAUCCGUUUCCUUCAGGGAGGUGAGGCAUUUCCUGCGCAUGGCGCGGUGGGUCUACAAGGCCCCAAGAUGCACGGUGGUGACCAGCAGCCGCCGGUUACCCGAGAAGGUCAGAGCAUGGCUGCGGAACUCCAAUGCCGAGCAUUGUCUCAUCACAAACCGUACGAUGAAGAGGCUGAGUGCUGGACUUCCUUCUCCAGCUGAUGGAACUGGUGGCGUGCCGCCCUUGAGACAAUGCCAGCGCGACUGCCUGGACGCAUGCGCCAAGGGUGCUCGAGUCCUGGAGAUGGCGUGUGGCACUGGGAAGACCCGUGUGAUCCAGGAGUUGGUGACCAACGUCUUGAUCACGGUGCCUCUACGAGCCUUGCUGGACCAGUUCGCUCCGGACUUCCCCGGCUUCUGCAAAGUGGGCAUGGGCCACAACAAGAAGAUCGACUUCGAUGCCAAAGGUUUCAUGGCUGUCACGGAUUCGGUCCACCUGCUUAAGAAAUUGAAGUUUGACUCCAUUUUUGUGGAUGAGGCGCACCAUCCGUUGCCGCCCAAAAUGCCCGGGUCGAUGGAGUUGUAUCGGUUGUCGGCCACUCAUAAGGAAGAGCCGGAUUUCCGGUACACCAUGGGACAGGCGAUUGAAGAUGGGAUCCUGUGCGAUUACGACAUCACGGUUCCUGCCCUGACUGCGCACCAUGCAUACCUAUGUUUGGGAGAUUUGCUCUUGAAACAAGUUGGGAGGUUCAGGCGGGUGCUGGCCUAUUGCAAUUCUGUUGCUGAAGCGAAACGCUUCCGGAUGGUGUUGAGGGAGCUGGGACUGGCGGCAUGGCAUAUCAAUGGCAAGACACCUUCGAAUGAACGACAAGCUGUCAUUGCAGAGUUCGCCGGGCUCUUGCAAAAACCGGUUCACGUGCUUGUGACUGUAGAAAUUUUGGGAGAGGGGAUCAACAUUCCCAGUGCGGACACCUGCAUGUUCGUGGAGCCCCGAAAUAGCUACAGGAGCAUCAUUCAAGCUAUUGGGCGUGUGCUGCGCCAUCACCCUGCCAAGACUUUGGCGCACAUCGUCCUGCCAGCUUUGGCAAUCCCAAGCUCAAGAUCUGCGUCCGUGUCGCCAUCAAGUUUCAGAAAUAAACGUGAGGAGCAACCGAACGCAAGGAAGGUUGACAGCCUCAAUUGUCAGGGAAGUGAGUUGCCAAGUUUGCAGGUCGAACAGCAGGCGAGAAACCCACACACAUUUGGUACGGCUGAAGAUGAGGCGGCUACUAGACGGAAGUCACCUGCUGCGAUCAACGUGGCUGCCCCUCCUGCGACCACCAGGAGGCAGGGGGACACCUUUCAUUCAGCCUUUCAUUCAAACGGCCAGCAGGGUGAGAAAGUGCGCAGCGACCACGGGAAUUUUGACACAAGCCCCCUAAAGCGAAAGCGAGGCAACAGCAACUAUGCCGAACCUGAGACUCGAGUCAGUCCAUCAGCUAUGACACAUCGUCAGCAAGACCGUGUGCAGCAAGACCAUCCGCAAACAAAGUGUGGAUCUGUCAAAAACGUGCACAGGCACCAGCUGACCCAGACACCUCAUGAAGAAGUUGAAAAUCAAGACUUGGAAAGACACAAGCCAGGCACACGUGAUCCGACCACACCUGGCAGGCCAGAAGUGUUUGAACAAUUUGGAAGUGGGAUUGAGGCUGAAGAGCCAAAUAUGCAGAAGAGAGAGGCCAAGAUGAGCUCAAAGCUUCACCAAACAUUCAAAUUGAAAGCGUCCACCGGAUCUCCCAUGUUCGAUCAGCAGUUCAGUAGCCAGCUGGAGCGCUUCUUGGCCAUGCUGAUGUGGGCAGAUCAUCGCAUUGUCGGUGCAACCGCAGGGCACAGAAUCCAGGUAGCAGACUGCACUUUGGAGGAUGCUGGCGUAAAGAUGGAAGGGUGGACGGCCGAGAUUUACACUCGGCUCUCUGUGAUUCUAUCUGGGGAUGACCAUUGGGAGAUUCGCUUCAGGGAGUUGGAAGCGUUUGUGGACAAGCAUGGCAGGCUACCACUCCGCCAGUGCAAGUCUCACUAUGAGAGAGCAUUGGGCGCAUGGCUCAACAGCCAGGGCGCUUCUUUCAGAAAGCAGAGGCUGCUGUUGCAGAGGUUCCAAAAACUACUCUUGGCAUCCUCACCUCUGAUUCGCCGCCGUGCUAAAGGGUGGCAGAUAGGUGACAGUGAUGGGCUUUUCCAGGAGACAUGCAACCGGCUCAAAGAGUAUGUGCAGUUGCACUUGAGAAUGCCAGAGACGACAGGUCAUGAGGUUGGAUCCCCACCGUGGAAACUGGCAAAAUGGCUGGCACAUUUGCGGGGAGGGAACAGAAGACUAAGUCCUGACAAGAUGAAGACGCUGCAACAGGUGCAUCCCUUGGUCAAAGCUGAGCUACAGAAGUGGCAGAAUGCCCCACGACUCCAUCGGUCUCAGUGGGAGCGGAAGUUUGGUCAGCUCUGCUGGUUUGUAGGGGCGACAGGACGCCUCCCAAAAAGCCGUGGACAAAAGGAGCUUGAAAUGAGUAGCUACAGCUGGCUUCGGAUUCAGUGCCGAAAGCUUCUAAUAGGAUACCUGCCCGAAGACAUGGCGCAGUUGCCGUUUGGAGGUGGAGAGACCAGCCGGAUGCCAGAGCCUCAGCUGCUCAGAGAGUUCAAUUCCAGCGGUAUCAUGAGGGCGGUGGUGGCAGAUGGGGGCAGUGAACUGAAGCCUAAAGACAAUGAGAAAAGGGGGAAGACGCUCAGCGCAUCUGGCGUUGGCAGGGCUGCUUCUUGUCCCUGCGCUGCUGAGUCAAACGUCGUCAUUCAUCAAUCCGCCGAGAUCGGCCAGAAGGACGCAGCUCAGAGCUUGGACCACGGGCAUGAGAGCCGACUUGAUGAUCGUGACACGGCCUUCAUGCAGCGCCUGCGGAACUUGGCGCACGAGGCGCUGACGUGGCCACACCUCGGGGAGAAGCAACGGUUGGUAUGGGUGGCUGCGCUGGAGUUGGACGCCGUGCCCUUUCAGGAGCUGUUGGGCGAUUCCAAUGAUGGUAGGCCUGGACUUGCUGAGUUUGGAUGGUUCCCAUGCUGUCCGAUGCUGGAACGCAUCGGUUUCCUUCAAGGAAGUGAGGCUCCAAGAUGCACAGUGGUGACCAGCAGUCGCCGGUUGCCCACGAAGGUGAAAGCCUGGCUACAGAACUCCGACGCUGAGCAUUGGGCCAUCACAAACAGUACCAUGAAGAGGCUGAGGUUGAGUGCUGCAGCUCCUUCUGCCGUUGCUGAAAAUGGCAUGCAGCCGCCCUUGAGGCAAUGCCAGCGCGACUGCCUGGACGCAUGUGCCAAGGGUGCUCGAAUCGUUGAGAUGGCGUGUGGCACUGGGAAGACCAGGGUGGUCAAAGAGUUGGUUUCGAAUGUUUUGAUUACGGUGCCGCUGCUUGCUCUUCUGGAUCAGUUCGCUUCGGACUUCCCUGGCUUCUGCAAAGUGGGCACGGGCCACAACAAGAAGAUCGACUUCGAUGCCGAGGGGUUCAUGGCUGUGACAGAUUCGGUCCACUUGCUGAAGAAGUUGAAAUUUGAUGCCAUCUUUGUGGACGAGGGGCAUCAUCCGUUGCCGCCCCAAAUGCCACGGUCGGCCGACUUGUACUGCUUGUCCGCCACUCACAAGGAUGAACCGGACUUUCGAUACACCAUGGGACAGGCAGUUCAAGACGGGGUCUUGUGCGAUUACGACAUCACGGUGCCUGCCUUGACUGCUCACCAUGCAUAUUUGUGUUUGGGAGACUUGCUUUUGAAUCAAGUUGGGAGGUUCAGGCGCGUGCUGGCCUAUUGCAAUUCGGUUGCUGAAGCAAGACGCUUUCGCAUGGUUUUGAAAGAGCUGGGGCUGGCAGCAUGGCAUAUCAAUGGAAAGACACCUUUAAAGAAACGAGAAACUGUGAUCGAAGAGUUCGCCAGGCCCUUGCUAAAACCGAUUCACGUGCUUGUGACUGUUGAAGUUUUGGGAGAAGGGAUCAACAUUCCCAAUGCAGACACCUGCAUGUUUGUGGAGCCCCGAAGUAGCUACAGGAGCAUCAUUCAAGCCAUCGGACGCGUGUUGCGCCACCACCCUGCCAAGACUCUGGCACAUAUUGUGUUGCCAGCAGUGGCGAUCCCAAGCUCAAGAUCAGCGUCCGUGUCACCAUCAAGUUUCGGAAAGAAACCGAUCGAAGGCAACAGCAACUAUGCCGAAGCUGAUCAAACUACACCUGGCAGGCCUAGAAUCGGAAAUGUGCGAAAUGAGAUGGAUGAAGAGCCAACCAUGCAGACCCAGGCCACAGUUCCCACAAUUCGACACCACAGAUUCAAAUUGAAAGCUUCCACCCGAUCUUCUGAGCUCGAUCAGCUUUUCGGUAGCCAACUGGAACGCUUUCUGUCCAUGCUGAUGCGGGCAGAUCAUCGCAUUGUUGGUGCAACCGCAGGGUACAGAAUCCAGGUCGCAGAUUGCACUUUGGCGGAUGCUGGUGCAAAGAUGAUGGAAGGGUGGACGACCGAGAUUUACAAUCGGCUCUCUGCGAUUCUAUCUUGGGAGGACCAUUGGGAGAUUCGCUUCAGGGAGUUGGAAGCGUUUGUCGACCAGCAUGGCAGGCUACCACUUCGCAAGUGCGAGCCUCACUCUGAAAGAGUAUUGGGUACAUGGCUCCACAACCAGAACGCUGCUUUGAGAAAGCAAAGGCUACCAUUGCAUAGGUUUCAGAAACUUCUAUCGGCGUCCUCUCCUCUUAUCCGCCGCCGUGUUGAAGGGUGGCAGAUGGGUGCCGACGGGUUUUUCCUGCGGAGAUGCUAUGAGCUCGGAGAGUAUGUGCAGCUGCGCCACAGGGUGCCAGACUUGGCAAAUCAUCGGGUUGGGUCCUCACCCUGGAAAUUGGCAAAAUGGUUGGCGAAUUUGCGGGCAGGGAACAUCAGACUAGGCGCUGGCAGGAUGAAGAUGCUGCAAGAGGUGCAUCCCUUGGUCAAAGCAGAGCUACAGAAGUGGCAGAAUGCCCCACGACUCCUGCAGUCUAAAUGGGAGUGGAAGUUUGGUCAGCUCUCCCGGUUCGUUUUGGCAACAGGGCGCCUCCCAAAAAGUGGGAGAAAAAGCAAGGCGGAAAGCGGUUGGUACAGCUGGCUUCGUGCUCAGUGCCGGAAGAUCCUAGCAGGCUGCCAGUGGGAGGUGGAGAGAUUAGCCGGAUGUCAGAGCCUCAAGGAACGUGCAGAGGUCCAUGUUGAUUCCAGUACUAUCAUGAGGGCCGUGGUGGCAGAUGGGGCCAAUGAACUGACGCAGGUCAGAGCUUGGACCACGGGCAUGAGAGCCGCCUACGUUUUGGCUCGCUUAGGCGCUGACGUGGCCCCAUCUCGGGGAGAAGCAGCAGCUGGUGUGGGCGGCUGCGCUGGAGCUGGAAGCCGUGCCCUUUCAGGCCUGGACUUGCUGAGUUUGGACGGUUCCCACGCUGUCUGCUGCCGGAACGCGUCGGUUUCCUUCAAGGAGGUGAGGCGUUUCCUGCGCAUGGCACGGUGGGUCUACAAGGCUUCAAGAUGCACAGUGGUGACCAGCAGUCGCCGGUUGCCCAAGACGGUGAAAACCUGGCUGCAGAACUCCGACGCUGAGCAUCGGGUCAUCACAAACCGUACCAUCACGUUGAGUGCUGCAGCAGCUCCUUCUCCCAUUGCUGAAAAUGAUGGCAUGCAGCCGCCUUUGAGGCAAUGCCAGCGCGACUGCCUGGACUCAUGCGCCAAGGGUGCUCGAGUCAUCGAGAUGGCCUGUGGCACUGGAAAGACCCGAGUGAUCCACGAGUUAGUGUCAAAUGUGUUGAUCACGGUUCCCUUGCGAGCCCUGCUGGACCAGUUCGCUCCCGACUUCCCCAGCUUCUGCAAAGUGGGCACUGGCCACAACAAGAAGAUCGACUUCGAUGCCAAAGGUUUCAUUGCUGUGACAGAUUCGGUCCACUUGCUGAAGAAGUUGAAAUUUGAUUCCAUUUUUGUGGAUGAAGCGCAUCAUCCGCUGCCGCCCAAGAUGCCAGAACCGACCGAGUUGUAUCGGUUUUCGGCCACUCACAAGGAUGAACCGGAGCCGGAUUUCCGGUACACCAUGGGACAGGCAAUUGAAGAUGGCGUCCUGUGCGACUACGACAUCACUGUGCCUGCCUUGACUGCUCACCAUGCGUACGUAUGUUUGGCAGAUCUGCUGCUGAAGCAGGCUGGUCGUUUCAGGCGGGUGCUUGCGUAUUGCAAUUCUGUUGCUGAAGCGAAACACUUCCGGAUGGUGUUGAAAGAGUUGGGGCUGGCAGCAUGGCACAUCAAUGGAAAGUCCCCUUCGAAAAAAAGGCAAACUGCGAUUUCAGAGUUUGCCGGGCCCUUGCAAAAACCGGUUCACGUGCUUGUGACCGUGGAAGUUUUGGGAGAAGGGAUCAACAUUCCCAAUGCGGACACCUGCAUGUUCGUUGAGCCACGGAAUAGCUACAGGAGCAUCAUUCAAGCCAUCGGGCGGGUGCUGCGCCACCACCCUGCCAAGACUUUGGCGCACAUCGUGCUGCCAGCUGUGGCAAUCCCGAGCUCAAGAUCAGCAUCAGUCUCACCAUCAAGUUUUGGAAACAAAGCGAUCGAAGGUGAGGAGCAACCAAGUACAAGGGAGGUUCACAGUCUCAGUGGUCAAGGAAGUGAGCUGCCAAGUUGGCAGGUCGAACACCAGGAGGCGAGAAACCACACAUUUGAUACUGCUGAAGAUGAAGUGGCUUCUAGACCGAAGUCACCUGCCGCAAUCAGUGUUGCUGCCCCACCUGCUGCAGACACCAGGAGGCCGGCAGAUAAAGUUCCUUCAAAAGCUCUGCGGAGAGACAAAGUGCGCAGCAACUCGAACUUGGAUUUCGAAGGAGGAAGGCUCGAGCGAAAGCAUUGCUGCGGAAACCAUGGCAAAUCUGGAAGGCAAUUCAGUCCGACGGCACCUAUAGAUUUGCAGGAAGAUAUGGCGCACCCAGAACAUUGCCAAAAAACCUGUAGAUCCAUGGGAAGCUCGCAUCAGCACCAGCAAACCCACACGCCUCAGAAAGAGCUUCAAAAUCAAAACAUGGAAGGAUUCAGACAGAGUACUUCUGAUCUAACGGUUGGCCAAGGGCCAGAAAUUCAGAAGACCCGGGCCAUGGCCUGUGCAAAGCGAGAGCAAACUUUCAAAUCGAAACCAUCCACCGGAUCUCGCAUGUUCGAUCAGCAGUUCAGUAGCCAGCUGGAACGCUUUUUGGCCACACUCAUGAUGGCAGAUCAUCGCCUUGUUGGUGCAACUGCAGGGCACAGAAUCCAGGUAGCAGACUGCACUUUGGCCGAUGCUGGUGCAAGCAUGAUGGAAGGGUGGACGACUGAGGUUUACAAUCGCCUCUCUGCAAUUCAAUCUCGUGAGGACAACUGGGAGGCUCGCUUUAAGAGCUUGGAAGCAUUUGUCGAAGAGCAUGGCAUGCUCCCACUUCGCGAGUGCGAGUCCCACUAUGAAAGAGGAUUGGGCGCAUGGCUCAACGGCCAGUGCGCUGCUUUCAGAGAGCAAAGGCUGCCAUUGCACAGGUUUCAGAAGCUGCUGGCUUCCUCACCUCUAAUUCGCCGGCGUGCUAAAGGGUGGCAGACGGGUGACACCGAUGGGCUUUUCGGGGAGAGUUGCAAUCAGCUGAGAGAGUAUGUGCAGCUGCACCACAGGUUGCCAGACUUUGCAAGUCAUCAGAUUGGGUCCUCACACUGGAAACUGGCAAAAUGGGUGGCGAAUUUGCAGGGAGGGAACAUCAGAUUAGACACUGGCAAGAUGCAGAUGCUGCAGGAGUUGCAUCCCUUGGUCAAAGCUAAGUUUCAGAAGUGCCAGGAUGCUCCGCGACUCCGGCUGGUUCAAUGGGAGCGGAAAUUUGGUCAGGUCUCCGAGUUUGUGUUGGCAACAGGACGCCUCCCAACAAGCCGUGGAGAUCAGCAGGUUGAAAGAAGCUGCUACACGUGGCUUGGGGUUCAGUGCCGCAGGCUUCAAGCAGGAUACCUGCCGGAUGACCUGGCCCAGCGACUUCGGAAUGCUCACCCCUUGAUUGCUGCAUACAUUGAUGUGUCUGCUUAAAUGAUUCGGAGCUCUGUGUCAGCUUGCAAGCGAGCUUGGCACAUAGAGGCUACUUGCCGCUGUCCUUCUGUUCCCUUGUUGUGUCUAACUUGCAAUUUACAAAGCAUCAGGUGAAACUUCCCUGACAGGACAAAGAUCGAGUUUAGUGGUGCCACUUUGUUCUGCCAUGUCCAAAAA
This is a messenger RNA of Cladocopium goreaui, 11298 nucleotides long. Lineage: Eukaryota; Dinophyceae; Suessiales; Symbiodiniaceae. The record is from the annotation of a GenBank genome assembly.